This is a messenger RNA of Sorghum bicolor (sorghum), 1821 nucleotides long. Its product is annotated as pentatricopeptide repeat-containing protein At5g16640, mitochondrial. The transcript has 2 exons. The coding region runs from base 1 to 1821 and encodes 606 amino acids. Lineage: Eukaryota; Viridiplantae; Streptophyta; Magnoliopsida; Poales; Poaceae. Gene Ontology annotation, molecular function: protein binding. The record is from RefSeq and is a predicted model, not a curated record.
AUGCCCUCCCUCUCCCCUCCCAUUGCCCGUCUCCUGCACAUACGCCGCCUGUCCAAGUCCGCUCGAGAUUACCUACUCCGCUUCGCCGCCAUCGCGAAGGAACACUCCGAGCAGCCCCCGCCCCUGCCUCUUCCGUCUUCACGACCACGGUCCCCACACCCGUACGACUACAACCGUCUCAUGUCCGCGCUCGCUGCUUCAGUUGGCGGUGACCACCCAAGCGCCGGCGCCGAGCGGGCCCUCCACCUGCUCGACGAAAUGCGGAGCCUUAUGGGGCGCCGCCCCGAUGCCGCCUGCUUCACCACGGCCGCCGCGGCGUUCUCAUCGGCGUCUCAACCGGGAGCCGCGCUCGCCGUGCUAAACGCCAUGGCCGCCGAUGGCGUCGUGCCUGACACGGCCGCGUGCACUGUUCUCGUCGGGGUGUACGCCUGCCGCUUGCAUUGGUUCGACGCGGCCUACGAGGUCGUGAGGUGGAUGGCGGCGAACGGCGUGGCCCCGGACGUAGUCACAUACUCGACCCUGAUAUCUGGGCUGUGCAGUGCCGGACGGGUGGCUGAGGCACUUGGCGUGCUGGACUUGAUGCUGGAGGAAGGGUGCCAGCCCAAUGCUCACACGUAUACGCCCAUCCUGCACGCCUACUGCACGAGUGGUAUGAUACAUGAGGCCAAGGAUCUCUUGGAAACGAUGGUUGCAGCUGGUUUUGCACCAAGCACAGCCACUUACAAUGUCCUGGUUGAAGCUCUAUGCAAGGCUUGUGCUUUCGAGGAAGUAGAUAAGCUUCUUGAGGAGAGCAGUGCAAAAGGGUGGACACCAGAUACAAUCACAUACAGUACUUACAUGGAUGGACUGUGCAAAAAUGGCAGAGUAGAUAAGAGCCUUGCAUUGGUAGAUAAGAUGUUGUCUGUUGGGCUGCGUCCCAAUGAGAUUACUCUGAAUAUCCUCCUUGAUGGGGUUUGCCGCAGGUCAACUGCAUGGGCUGCAAAGUGCCUCUUGGAGUGCAGUGCAGAGAUUGGAUGGCAUGUCAAUGUUGUCAACUACAACACUGUGAUGAGGAGGCUUUGUGAUGAGCGGAGAUGGUUGGCUGUUGUCAAGCUCUUCGUCGAUAUGGUCAAGAAGGGAAUUGCUCCAAAUAGCUGGACUUUCAGCAUUGUGAUCCACAGUCUCUGUAAACUUGGGAAGCUUCAUGAAGCACUUUGCUUGCUUGGAAGUGAAGAGUUUGUCGCUAAUGUUGUGACAUACAAUACUUUGAUCCGUCAUCUCAAUUUCCUGGGGAAAUCUUGUGAGGCCUAUCUCCUGCUUCAUGAGAUGAUUGAGAAAGGAGGGCACACCGCCGGCCUGGCCGCCUGGGGCCACGCCGGGGAGGGGAGGGAGGUCGGGGUUCCAGUUGCUCGUGCCGGAAGGAGGGAGGUCGGGGCGCGCCGGAGAGAGGGAGGUCGGGGCGCGUCGGAGGAGAGGAUUGGGGAGGGCGGCCGUCGGAGGAGAGGAUUGGGGAGGUCGGGGACGCAAGGCCACGGCGGAGCCGCCCACUCCUGCGCCCGCAAGGCUGCGGGGCGGAGCCGCUCCGGACUGCGUCCGCCGUGUGGCUCGCGUCCGGCGGAGCACGCUGGAGGGAGGGAGGUCGCGGAGCGGCGCGCGUCGGAGGGAGGAGAGGAGAGGAGAGGACUGGGGCGGAGCAGAGCACGCCGGAGGGAGGGAUGGAGGCCGGGGAAGGAGGGGACCGGGGCAGAGCAAGGAGGGAUGGAGGCCGGGGAAGGAGGAGACGGGAGGACUCGUGGAGGAAGACGAGAGAAAGAAAGAAAGAUCGAAACGGUACGUGUGUAA